ACAGCAGUGCCGUAGACGACCACCGCCGUCAACGCACUCCACACGUUUUGAUCCUCCAUCCUCCCCUCUUUCCCCGAAAAAAUGCCACUGUUUUCAGAAGACGAUGCUCCCGCUCUGAAAAAGUACCUUGUCCAGGCGUUGGAACCUAUGUAAGUGGCCUUGCGAUAUUGGACGGUUUCAGUUGGAAUACUUGUGACAGAGGCCGAAUUUGGUGGAAAAUUGAAAGAUUUGGACGUUUUCUUUUGUCCGAUCUAUCGCGAUUCUAACUUUCCGUCCCGAAAUUAUCGUACUCAACAACAGCAUUUUUUUCCUUUUCUCUAACACUGUUAUACAGUUCUGAUGCUGAUGCCGACGUCUUGUCAGAUUAUGCCAUGGCGUUGCUGCGUCAUGAGUCUGCUGAAGAAGAGGUUCGGCAGCUGUGUUAUAGCCAAUUAGAGGAUUUUUUGCGUCAAGAAACAAUUCCUUUUGUUGACAAAGUGUUUGACGUUUUAAAGGAACGUUCAUACUUGGAAAAAGAAAUGAAAAGCCCUAAGGGGCACUUAUCUACCGCAGCCACAAUUCCUGUAUCUGCCCCUCUUGCUGAAAAAGGACCAGUUGCUGCUUCUAAUGAGCGUCCGAAUGCUGCCAAUGCGCAAGCAAAUGCACCUCCCUUCGGCGGCCAUCAGCAUCCAACUCUUCCUGCGGGAUUUAUGCCCAAUCCCUCUGGCCCACCUUUUCCCUUCCCUCUCCCUAUGCUCAAUCCAGCAGCGGCAGCAGCGGCAGCAGCCGCUGCUGCUGCGGCCGCUGCGUCGGGCGAGUUCUCUCCGUUCCAGGGUUCCAAUAACUCUUCACAGGCGUCGCCUAUGGAUAUCGCCAGUCCAGCUUCGCCAUUUCCACCCCCUUUUCAACCUCGUGGCAGUCGGAGACGGUGUCGGGAUUAUGAAACGAAGGGUUUCUGUUUACGCGGCGAUAAGUGCAUGUUUGAACACUCUUCACAACCCGUACGUGUUUCCUCUCCUAAUCAUCAAAACUUUGCCUAUGAUCACCGCGCUCCUUCACGGCCUAUUCAGCACUAUUCUCCUCGCUAUAUUAAAGGGCCAAGCCGGGAUCCAAGCAGUACGAUCUUACAAAUGCGAAAUGUUCCACCCGAGUAUCUUGACGAGCAACGUAUUCGCGAAUUCUUUGAAAAGUUUGGUCCCCUAGAAAAGGUUGAGCUGCAUCAAACUCAAUCUUAUGCCAUAUUGCACUUUAAAGACCAUGCUUCUGCAGAGGCGGCUUGGGGAUCCCCGGAACCGAUCUUUAACAAUCGUUUUAUUAAAGUUUUUUGGCAAGCAACCAACACGCCCUCUCGUGGUCCCCCUGGUCAACGUAGGAUGACCUCUUCUCGUGUUUCACACUACACCCCUUAUAGUCGUCCACAGCCUCGUGGUGAAGUUGUUCAAGAAGAAGAUCCUGUUGUUACGGCUCAAAGCCCUGACUUCCUGAAGCGGGUGGAAGAAAAACAGCGGGCGUUUGAAGAGCGCCGUAAAAAGCUGGAGGAAAACAAACGCAAGCUUGAGGAGAUUAAUCGUAAAAAGCAAGAGCUGGCUUUGAGACAGCUUAAAGAGCAGCAAGUUUUGAUGGAAAAAUUGAAGAGUGCAGAUCCUGCUUCUCAGAGCAAAGUUGAUAUCCUAAAGACACAGCUUGCUCUUUUGAAAGCUGAAGCGGAUUCGCUGGGAAUUCAAGUUGGUUCUCAGAAUUCGCCCACUCCUUCGACUACUACUGCUACGAGCAAGCCGACUGUGUCGUACUCGCAUCAUCCAAACGCCUCUGUCGGUUAUUCCCAUGCACCUGCCCGAGGUCGUGGAGGACGGUUCUCAUUUGCAUCUAUGUCGCUCGAUAACCGGCCUCGACGCAUCCAAGUCAACAAUGUUUCACCCGACAAAAAUGAGCUAUUGUUGCAGCAUCUUCUGUCUGUCGGUGAGUACGAGAGUGUUACUGAGCCCGAGCCAAAUACUCGUAUGGUAAAUUUCCGUUCACGACGUGCUGCUGAGCAGUUUUACGACAAUGUGCAAACUAUAGAUGGCCUUCGUGAUAUAUCGCUUCAGUGGAUACCGAACGGCGUUGCAGCAACUCAGCCUUCGGAAAAUCAAACUGAUGCAACUAUGGGUAACGAAAGCUAA
Schizosaccharomyces japonicus yFS275 is the source of this 2141-nucleotide messenger RNA. Its product is annotated as RNA-binding protein. NCBI's taxonomy places the organism in Eukaryota, Fungi, Ascomycota, Schizosaccharomycetes, Schizosaccharomycetales, Schizosaccharomycetaceae. Gene Ontology annotation, molecular function: nucleic acid binding; metal ion binding; RNA binding. Gene Ontology annotation, cellular component: chromatin; MTREC complex; nucleus. The record is from RefSeq and is a predicted model, not a curated record. The transcript is spliced from 2 exons. Bases 372 to 2141 code for a protein of 589 amino acids.